AUGCCCCUGCAGAAGGCACAGGUGCCUCACACCUCCUCCAGCAUGCAGCACUGCUGCAGGGUAGCCCAGAACCUGUUAGCCACCUGGGCGGUGGACUGCUCCAGCCCCAGCUGUGUGCCCAGGUGGUUCAGUGUCACUUUAAAGAAGCUAGUGGUCUUCAAGGAGCUGGCGAAGGACCUAGUUUCCGUGGUGAUUUCCGUGAAGAUGCAGGACUCCAAGGGCAUCCUGAGGUCCAAAGAGAUUAUGUUGCCUCCCAGUGAACCAGUGGGGACUGACCUGGCGCUGACCUUCUCCCUGCAGUACUCCCACUUCCUCAAGGGAGAAGGCAACAAGCUCCAGAUCAUGCUGGAGCAGAGGAAGCGCUAUAAGAACAGGAUCGUCCUGGGCUACAAGACACUGGCCACGGGCGCCAUCCGCAUGGCUGAUGUCAUGGGGAGAAACUCCAAGUGCGGCCAGAUGCUGAGCCUCUACAGCACCGUCCAGGAGCCCUCCACCAAGGUGGCUGAAGUCUGGAUCUCCUCCCUGUCCAGUCAGCCCAUCAAACAUGAGGAAAGUGCCAAGCGGGCCAGGCCGAAGGCCAAGUACGCAGGUAACUACACUCAGAGCCCCUUGCCUGAGCUGGAGGCCAGCUGCAAUAGAAAGCACAGACAGGACCUGCACAAGGAUGACUUUGGGAAGGGGAAGCCAAAGAAGCAGCGGCGGUCGGAAGUCACAGGGGGGACCAUGACCAUGCAACAGAACUACCGCGAUAAAGUCCUGUUAUGGCUGCACACAGUCCAAGUGUGGGAGGAGGCCCUGGACCCUGAGCAGGAUCAUGGGGAGCAUGUCCUGGAAGUGGAAGAGGACCUGGACCUCCUGGAUGACAUGCUGGAGGCUCCCAGUGACAGUGGCCCAGACACUGAGGGCGAUGACGGUGUCCUCAGCACCCCCACACCUCAGCUCAGGCCAUACUUCCGAGGCCUGUCUAGCUCCAGCUUGCAGAUGGAGAUGUGGGGCUCCCACAGCGCCAGGAUCCAAAAGGAGUCUGUGAGUCUGGCCCAGGUGCCUGAGAACACGUGCACCCCGGGAGGCAAGCAGCCAAGUGACAGUGACUCUGACUCAGUGGCCCACAGAAUUUGCUCCCCUGGGGUGCAGUUGGCACAGCUGGAGGACAGCCGGGAGGCAGCAUCCUCUGCCAGGGGUUGGUUCACCAGGAAGCUGCCAUCCAUAGUGCGCUUCACCAAGUCUCUAGUCGUCCCCUCCAGCAGGUCCAAGAGGAAGCAGGCUGGCCACCACGGCUGCAACACAUCCCUGCUUGAGCGGUUCAACAGACCGGAUGACGAGGACCCAGAACCACAGAGCCAGCGGCAGAUCCCCAGCAAGCCCGUGCAUGACCAGCUAAAUGUCAUCCUCAUUUCCCCAGACAAGCUGCCUGAGAACGUCAUUCUGGUCAACACCUCAGACUGGCAGGGCCAGUUACUUUCGGACAUCCUGCAGGGGCACACGCUGCCCGUGGUAUGCACUUGUUCCACAGAUGACGUCCAGGAGGCCUUCAGCAUCAUCGUGUCCUGGAUGCAGAGAUACUGCGACUGCACUUCCCAGGCCCUGACGCCCGUGAAGAUCGCAGUGGCAGGGGCACAGCCCUACUUCAACGCUGUGCUGCGGGUCUUUGUGGAGCUGCUGUCCCACCAGCCACCCCAGUGGCUGGACUACCUGUGCUUCCUGGUCAUCCCUCUGGGUUCCCACCCCUUGGCCAGCUACCUGGGCUCCAUGGAUUGCCGCUAUGACAACUUCUUCCACGACCUGUACUGGUGGGACAUGUUCAACAACCUGGAGUCUCUGAACACCUUGCAGGACACA
Messenger RNA from Pipistrellus kuhlii (Kuhl's pipistrelle), 1839 nucleotides. Its product is annotated as phosphofurin acidic cluster sorting protein 2-like. The record is from RefSeq and is a predicted model, not a curated record. Gene Ontology annotation, molecular function: transmembrane transporter binding. The transcript has 5 exons. Gene Ontology annotation, biological process: protein localization to plasma membrane. NCBI's taxonomy places the organism in Eukaryota, Metazoa, Chordata, Mammalia, Chiroptera, Vespertilionidae. The annotation marks the transcript as partial.